Durusdinium trenchii is the source of this 396-nucleotide messenger RNA. Lineage: Eukaryota; Dinophyceae; Suessiales; Symbiodiniaceae. The record is from the annotation of a GenBank genome assembly.
AUGGCUGCGGAAGAGGUGCUUGAGGUGUCAGGCGAGCAUGAGUGCGAGCCAGGCUCCAGUCAGACUGGCGAAGAUGAGCCCCUGGUGGAAGCCCAUCGUCCGGUCCUGGAGAGGGACAUCAGCGACAUGGACUCUCCGGCGCCCAGUGAUGGGGAGCUCUCACCAACCAGACGAGGCUUGUCGAAGAUCCUGGUGAAACCACCAGACAUGCGGAGUGACAUGGAAGUGGAAGAGAUCUUCCUUUCCAUCGAGAAGCUGCAAGAUCCGUUUCUCUCCAACUUGGAGAAGUCGGUCAAGCGAGCUGUGUGUCAACGCCUCACCCUGGAGGAGUUCAAGGAGAACGAGCAGAUCUUUGAAUUUGGUGAUCUAGGAGCAACUUUGAUCUUGUGUCUUUGA